GAGCAGACUGAGCAGACUGGAAGCAGGCCUUGAAUUAUUUCUUGAGUCUGGUUUAUCCCAUCGUUGUCAGAAUGAUCUUCCCCUCCAUCUCUGUCGCUGUUGUCCUUUCUGCAGCUGUACAAGCUCACUUCCAGAUGCAAUACCCUAUUCCAAGAGGUCCUUUCGUCGAAGACUCUGAACCGUUGUUCUGCGACGGUUAUACCAACGCCGUGAAUAACCGUACCAUAUUUCCCCUUAGUAACGGGAUCAUUAACAUGAACAGCGAACAUCCGUUGUGGACAGCGGAGGUCAUUGUCUCGACAUAUCAAAACCCGGAUAAUUUUAGCGAAUUUAAUUCUAGCUCUGGUUAUCAGACUGUAGUUCCAUUCUUCCAGCAAAGCGGGGAGGGGCUGUACUGUUUUCCUAUUGAUCUCGCUGCUGCUGCAGUAAAUGUGUCCGGUAUUCAAGACGGUGCGAAUGUUACUAUUCAGGUUCUCUUUAAUGGCGGCGACGGUAGUCUCUACCAGUGUGCGGACUUGACUUUAUCUGCUAACAUGACGGCUCCGCCGGCCAACGCCUCGUCCGGCUGCAAGAACGUAUCUGCUACGACUAGUAGUGGUGCUGGUAAAGGGGUAGUAGAAGUUGGAUCAAGAAUUAUCGCUGCAGGAGUGCUUAGCAUGGCGAUGAUGCUACUUUCCGCCCUGUAAAAGUGUAGCAAACGGUAUCUUGAGGCAAUAACUGCUAUGUACUUCAGUAUUACUUUUAUCAAAUUUAUGUAUCCGUCAAAUGAACUUGCCCAUGCUCAAUGACCC
This is a messenger RNA of Suillus subaureus, 791 nucleotides long. RefSeq lists its product as uncharacterized. The transcript has 4 exons. The record is from RefSeq and is a predicted model, not a curated record. The coding region runs from base 72 to 686 and encodes 204 amino acids. Lineage: Eukaryota; Fungi; Basidiomycota; Agaricomycetes; Boletales; Suillaceae.